This is a messenger RNA of Scutellospora calospora, 144 nucleotides long. Lineage: Eukaryota; Fungi; Glomeromycota; Glomeromycetes; Diversisporales; Gigasporaceae. The record is from the annotation of a GenBank genome assembly.
GUUCUGCCUCCUUCCUUACCUGGAAAGGACCCUUUACCCCAGCGAGUGGUUGUGAAAGCUGGUAAUACGAAGAAUACUAUGCUCUUAUUGGUAAAUGCAAAUGUGCACAAAGAUACAAAAGAGCAAUCAUUGUCUGCUGGAGAG